Diatraea saccharalis (sugarcane borer) is the source of this 1661-nucleotide messenger RNA. The record is from the annotation of a GenBank genome assembly. Lineage: Eukaryota; Metazoa; Arthropoda; Insecta; Lepidoptera; Crambidae.
AUAGUCUGUGAGCAUAGAAUUCGCGUCGACUGCCCAGAGUCCGCGAAUUGAGACUGUCACGCAAUCACGCCGGGCGUGACUACAAGUUUAUUGAUAAAAAGAUAGCUUUAUUUGAAGAAGUAAAUAAUGGCUCAAACGUUAACUUUUGGUGACUCAUGCGCUCCGAUUACAUGUCAUGCGUGGAAUAAGGAUAGAACCCAAAUUGCUUUCUCUCCAAACAACAACGAAGUGCAUAUUUAUCAGAAAGAAGGAAGUGAAUGGAAACAAACAAAUAAUUUAGUUGAGCAUGACUUCACCGUCAUGGGUAUUGAUUGGGCUCCAAACACCAACCGUAUCGUGACAUGUGCUGUUGACCGCAAUGCAUAUGUGUGGACACAAGGUGAGGAUGGUAAAUGGACAACUACACUUGUACUUCUGCGUAUCAACCGUGCUGCAACAUGUGUGAAAUGGUCACCAAUGGAAAAUAAGUUUGCUGUUGGCUCUGGUGCAAGACUUAUUUCAAUUUGUUACUUUGAAAAAGAGAAUAAUUGGUGGGUAUCUAAGCAUAUCAAAAAACCUAUUCGGUCAACAGUUACUACUUUAGACUGGCAUCCGAAUAAUAUGCUACUAGUUGCUGGCUCUGCUGAUUUCAAAGUGAGGGUAUUUUCAGCAUAUAUUAAAGACAUUGAAGAUCAACCUGGACCUAAUGUGUGGGGUUCUAAACUUCCACUGGGCCAACUAUUAGCUGAAUUCCCUAAUUCUCCAUCUGGAGGUGGCUGGGUACACAGCGUCUCUUUCUCUGCCGAUGGGAACAAAGUAGCUUGGGUUGGACAUGAUAGUUCAAUCAAUAUUGCUGAUGCUACACAGGGAAAGGCAGUAAUUAAACUUAAGACUGAAUUUUUGCCAUUCUUGGGAUGCAAUUGGGUUACCAAUAAUUCCCUUGUUGUGGCAGGACAUAGCUGCAUUCCAUUAUUGUAUUGUCUCGAAGACAAUGAGAUUAAAUUCGUCGCCAAAUUGGAUAACACCCAAAGAAAGGAGUCUGGUGGGUUAUCCGCUAUGAAAAAGUUCCAAUCUCUGGACAGACAAGCUCGUAUAGAAACCAAUGACACUUUGCUGGAUUCUAUUCAUCAGAACGCCAUAACUACCAUCACUCUUUAUAAAGGAACCAAGGCAAAUGCUGUUAAGUUCAGUACUUCUGGAUUGGAUGGUCAACUGGUAAUUUGGGAUUUGGAAUCUCUGGAGAAGAGUAUUGAAGGAUUGAGGAUUAUCUAGUUAAACCAUUGAAUUUAUAUAUUUUAAUCUUUAUUAUGGAUUAUAUAGUUGCAUGAGAGCUCUGAAGUCACUCGAUAAUAUAGUAAGAAACAUUUAAAAAGCUGUGGAAAUUAAAUUGCAAUCACAGUCUGUUCAGUCUAGCUAGAAAUUAAGGAAAUAAGUGAAAGCAUGGUGAUGAGUGAAUUCAGCUCUCCAAACAGUAAAAACCUCUCAAAUAUACAGAAUAAACUAUAAUUUAUAGAUAAAACUUUUGUCUGUUAUCAUACAAUUAUAAUUUCUAAUUAUCAAUAUUAAAAUAAUAAGUUAUAUAAAUUAAACAUGACUACUAUACCCUAUAUUUAUAUAAUAGAUCACUUUAAUACUACUGAAGUACUGAUUGCUGUCAAUAUUACAUUAAAAUUUAUUAAAUC